Molecule: messenger RNA, 5306 nt
Organism: Amoebophrya sp. A120
Lineage: Eukaryota; Dinophyceae; Syndiniales; Amoebophryaceae
Source: the annotation of a GenBank genome assembly
AUGGAGGCGGAACAGAUCUAUCCUGUGUAAAAACGUCCCCAUGCCAUAGUUGUCAUGCAAGUCUGCAUGCCUAAGAAGUUUCUCAUGCGCAGCCACCUGACAGGCAUUUUCUGAUGCUUUCUGGGUGGAGUUUUUGUUUUUCAUGCUAGAACAAUCAGGAUGAGAGUGUCGAUUUCUCAUGCUGCUGCUCUAGCUACACAGGGACAGGAUUACUACACUGCGAGUCCAAAGAACUUGUGGCGGGCCGCAGCCAAACCCAAGCCGUGCUGAUUUGUGUUGCAAAAUUCCCAUCUUCACGCUGGGGUGGCGACGUUUUUGCGCAGAAUAAGAUCGACUCGGAGAUCAACCAGCUGAUGUCAGUGCUGUCCGACAGUCUGGCGAAACUGAGCGUCAACGACAUCGAGGAUGAAAACGAAAACUCCGCCGGCUUUUCGCACGAGGGGGGCAAAAAGGAACACGACGACCGAGGACAUAGUGACAGCAAAGGGAACCCGAACAUGAUCGCCAUGAAAAGCGGGUCUGCGGGUGCGGGCGAGACGGCGGGGCGGGCGGCAGAUUUUUGUGCGUCGGCCGCCAACAUGGUGGGGGUGGUCGAUGCAGAAGGCCUGAGUGCUGCGGGCGGGGACGAUGGUAAGGAUGUACAAGUGCUGUUACUUGUGCAAUGAAAAACGUUUAAAAACAGUCUUCCCAUUGCCGGGGCCAGUGUCCGUGUAAAAUGAUACAUUACCCAAACAUUUCCUUAUGAUCCUUUUUCAAAAUGCAUGGCCUACCAGUUUUGUUUCCUCGAAGUUGUUGCACCACGAUGAAUCAAUUUAUCAACACAGCGAUGUCCGGUAUCACGAAUCAGUUUGAAGGCGGUGCUGGUAUCCUCCUGAAUAACAACGUCUGUGUCAUGGCAUAGUUCUUUUUAUCAAUCUCUUUGCAUCCAUCGUAAAAGCUGUACGUGUACUGCAUAUAGUACAUAGCCUGUGAGAUCAUGACCACGAACAAUUCCCAAGGACUUUUUUCUCCACCACCAGAGUUCUGUGCCUUGACACUUUUUUCUUUUCCCCGGGAUACUAUAAGGGCAGCAAGAAGCUAGUACGCAGAUUUCCAGAAAAUUUAUUGCCGCGUCCUCGACGCCGACCGUGAUGGGACGUGGUCGGGGAGCUGCUGCAGUAAAUGGGGAACAGCAGCAGCAGAAGAUGAUCAACAACACGACUGGAACAACUUCUAUGAACCACAGUACUCUUGCCGGUGGUCGGGAAGCGCAGAAUUGUUCUCCGCACAACGACGACGUCGAGGACACCGAACAGGACCACUUUUUCCAGCACGAAGAAGAAGAAGAAGAGCACGCGCGCCACCAGUUUGAUGAAAGCAAAAGCACCUUCAUCUUGAAGCCCAUGGUCGACGAAAAGGACACCGAGGCGUGCGCGCGCAAGAUUCAGGAGCUGUACGCCAAGCGCUACAAGUUGCACGAAAUGUUCAUGGGCGGCGCGCCGGAGUAUGGGGUGGUGUUCCGGCUAAAGAUAUGCAAGAAAAAAAUUGUGUUUGUGUAAGUGUAAAUUUGUGUUGCAGAACAUGCAACAGAGUUACACCUGUCAUGCCAGACAGCCAUGAAGUCCUCUUUUCAUGUGUGUUUUCCCUUACAAGCCACGCAUGACAGGUUUUCUCUGUCAUGUAGAGCAAAUUUGUGAUGCUGUUUCUCAAAGAGAGUUACACUUACACACUUUUUUUCAUGGAUAAAAGAUCCUGACGAAGGCGGAACAGCGGAUUCAGAACGCCGAGCGUUUGUUUCGCGACGUGCAGAAAAAGCUCAAGCAGCAGAAGGAACAGCAGAUGAUGGGAAAGAGAAAUUCCUCGUCGUCCGUAGCUCCGGGAAGCUCCGGCUGUUCGGGAGUAUUUUUUCCGUGUGAGAGCUACAACGAUUCUACCUGUUACAACCAAAGCUGCCAGAUGAUGCAGACCGUGCCAGAGCAGGCCUACCACCAGUCGGCGCCCGCCCAGGCGGGAUCUUCCCCUAUCCCCGAGCCCAGGAGUUCCAGACGAAGCUCGGUGUAAAGGAGGACAGGAUAGUAGAUCAAACGCUACAGAGAAAAUGAAAACCACAGGAAUAAGGCAGCGAUAUUGAUAUUAUGGUGGAGAGUUCUUUAUAGCUUCAUUCGGAUUUAGUUCAUUCCACCGCGAGAAGGUUUUCGUCGGCGAAUCUGAAUCCGCAGGUAGAAAUGUAGCUAGAAGUUCUUUAUUCGCAGGAAAGGCAAAAAUGUUACAUCCAUCGCCCCUCGGCGAUGAAGGAUUUGCUUCAUCUUGAAUCUGUUUAAUCCAGAUCAGUAAAGUAUUUAUUGAUUAGUACCUAGUUGUAGUACAAACCGCUGUGGUUUUUCCAGGUACUGGCGGAAUGUUUGUGCUGUCAUGUAACAAAAGUUGUACUUACGUAUCAUGUAACAAAAGUUGUAUCCACCUUACGCUAGUAACCGAGCCAAACUCGAAAUAUUCUUCCUACCCCACGAGAAAGAAACACCUCUGAAGUUGUAGAGGGCGACCACGAAACGCACUGGCAAGCAGGGCGAGAUAAAUUUGAGCUCUCAGCCGAAUCUUGGCGUAGUGGUAUUUAUUAUGUGCUUUUAGUACUCAACAUGAUCUACUACACCCCUGUUAUUCAUAUCCUGUUUGGUACGAAGGAGCUAUCGAAAAAAAGUAGUUGUAGAUAACUCCAGAAUGCCCCCAGCUUCAUUUUUCCCUCAGAGUUCAGCGGCCAGUCGUUGUCUCAUAGAGCUGCAGCUGCCCCAAGAAAUCAACGGAAAGUUAUAAGUGUAACGGAAAGUGGAUAUCGGCAGCAGCAGCGUCAGCAAUCAGCUGGCACUAGAGGAGCGACGUAGAAGCAUGUCGCCAGAAGCCGGCAAACAGGACCGCCACCAAUCGAUCGCCCCGGAUUUAUUUUAGCGUCUCAAGAAGAUCAUGAAGAAAGGUAGUAGUCACGACCUCGCCCUUAUCGCAGGAGCAACAAAAAGCUGUUAUUCAUUAUGAGUAUCAUUUUAUCGCUUUUUAUUCAAUGAAUGACACGUGAAAUCAAGCAAUGAGAAUGACUGGAUCGGAGUCAACGCCUCCCGAAGGAGCUCCACGGAGUUGGUCCGGAAGCUACUUCGGGAGAUUGAGAACUGUUUUUGAACCAGAACGGUACGCGCUGAGGCCCAGAAUUAUUUGCACUAGCAUCGUGAUUGGGGUCAGACCUUGCGUAUAUACCCGGGCGUGGUACCCUCGUGAAACGCCUUUUUUUACGCUGGUCAAACUUAGCGAAUUCAUUGGCGAACGCGCGCCAUACCAUGCGGCUUCGCAGUUCGUGGCGAGACGGAUUUCCCUUGGUCUCUCUUUGCUGAUCUUCAUCGUUUUCCAGGAUCCCGGAAUUUUCGGCUUCCGAGAUUUCCCGGGAACUUGUGCAACUCGUGCAACUUUUGCACGUUUUUGUUGCGAAUCACGAGGGUACGGCCGAGUUGCACGGCGAGUUGCACGGUGCAACUCGCCGUGCAACUAUCACAAUAAUUCGCGCCGAACCAGGAGAGUACGGGCCUUUCGAGAUGUCCCGGAAACCUGCGCAACUCGUGCAACUUUUGCACGUUUUGCGUUGCGAAUCGCGAUGGUAUGGCCCGAGUUGCACGGCAGGUUGAACGGUGCAACUCGCUGUGCAACUAGCCCUACACUUUGCGCCGAACCAGGGCGGUAUGGGCCGUGUUUCGAUUCGACUUGUGCUAAUCGCUCAACUUCGGCAGUUUUGUUGUGCGAACCACGGCGCGCCCGCUUUCCCAACUUCCACGCGGGACCGCGCUGGCGCAUGUGGGCAGUAUUACCAGCGCGCGCACGCUGGCUGCUGCGCAUGUGGGGGAUGUGUCCACUGUGUCGCGCUGAGAAUGGGCAUGCGCAUGUCGGCUGUGUCUCCUCUUCGGUUGGUUGUUGUUGGUUGUCAAUUGGGUUACCGUUCUGACGUAUUGGCAACCAACUUGAAAACUGGCGCACUGCCAACGAGACAACUUGACAACCAACCCACAACCAGCACCGCCGUCGCGAACGUCCUCGGCACGCCCGCCCGAGUAUCACGGCUCCGCUUCCGGGAAUGUGAUGGCGCGCGCGGGCAGUAUUGCCGCUGCGCCUCUCUUUCCCUUCGGCCCGCGCCACAGCACUACUGUUGGGGGCGCUUUGAGGCCCGUCCGCCGCCGCCGCGCGCGGGCGCCCCAGUGUGGUGGGCCUUGUUCCCCGCCGCUCUGCAUUACGGCUCGGGCCCUGCGGUUGCGGCCCCUCGGGCGGACGAGCGGACCACCCCCAGAACAGUCACCAACGAGGGGACCGGCCAGGCGCCCAACAGAAGCAAGCGGCGCAAUGGUUCGGUCCGUGGUGAGGCCCGGGGGCACAAUAGCUGUGAUCAACAAAAGCCCCGCACUGGUUAUGUCCGUGAUGAGGCCCGCGGGCACAAUAGCUGAAGUUCCCCCCCCUCCCAAACAAGAUGGCAAACCAGCGGGCCACCCACAACACCCCCCCCCGCCCAACGAACCACCAAUGCGGGCGGCCCGGAAGCCAGGCGCACCACACGUGGGCGGCUCCCUGCCUGCCCGCGGCCAAAAGCGGGCGGAGUAGGCCAGCAAGGCAACCGGCCCUAAGCCCCAAAGGCUAGGGCAGGCCGCCUCUUUUCCCCAAAACUGAAACCAUCCAAACGGGCGUGACGGUGGGGCCUCCCCAAGCUUUCCCCUUCCCGGGAGUCAGGUAACUACGAAGGCGGAGGCCCAUUCCGGACCUGUUAGGGCGGGAGUGGGGGCCCCCUUCGAGUGGGGGCGGCAGGGAGGUGGGGCCCCCUUGUGGGCAAAGAGGGCCGCGGGGGCCGGGGCCCCCCUCCAGGCGCGGUACCCAGCGGCCGGGAGGGCGGGAGCCGGGGGGCCCCCCCUGCAGGCGCGAUACCCAGCGGGUGCGCGGGGGGGGGCGGGCAAGGAGGCGGGGGCCCCCUGCGCGUGGCCAGUGAAAGAGGGAGGCCGGCGGGGGCCCCCCUGCGGGCGGGCCGGGAGGCGGGGGCCCCCCUGUGGGGAGGAUACCCAGCAGGCGGGAGGGCGGGAGCCGGGGACGGGGGCCCCCCUGUGGGGAGGAUACCCAGCGGGCGAAAGGAAGGGAGGCGGGGGCCCCCUGUUUUCCCCGACGGUAUGCUCGACGCAAAAAUAGCAACCUUCAGCGUGCCGCCGUGUUAAAAAGUCUGGGCCUCAGCGCGUACCGGUCUCUUUUGAAAACCUAUGAUGCUUACAAAUGAUGGUCCUAUGAUUCGAGAGCCCGUAACUGCUGAUGGAAACUAU